AUGGAUCCCCAAGCUCCAGUGGUUGCGAACAGCACGAAGCCGCAACGGUUUCCGCUUCUAGAGACCGUCACUGAGAACAAGGGGUUGCUCUUGCUGCAAACUCGUAUGGUUCUGACCGCCAUCGCCAUCAUCUAUGUCGGCGCUCACGCAACCCUGCGCCGUCCUCCGUCAGCCGCACCCCGGACUUCCAACAAGUUCACCAAAAAUAAGGAUGGCAAAAAGAAAAAGAAGAAGAAGGAAGAAGCCCAGUUCAUUGAAGGUUUCCAGGCUUCUGACGCCAUCUUAUUCCCUAUACUUGCUGGCUUCACCCUCGUCGGUCUUUACUACCUCAUUCAGUGGAUGGACGAUCCCGAGUUCAUCAGCAAGAUAAUCAGCGGCUACUUCUCGAUUGCUUCGCUGUUCAGCCUUGGCAAGCUGCUCGGUGAUGUUAUGCACUUCACCACGAGCUUCGUCUUUCCAAACGUCUGGAAAGACGGCAAGGGCAACUUGUGGCGUUUCGAUUCGGUUCUGCAACGUCAGCUGGUACGAAUUGAGGAGACAACCGAGGAACGACCUGCCGCUCCCGCUGAUGGGGUAGCCUCAACCGACCUCAUCUCCGUGGAGCAGCGUGGCUUUUACCGUGACGAGUCUGGUAGCUGGCGUCCCGACGAAAAGCAUCUCAUGCCCUUCGCCGGCCCCCUCUCAACCCUGAGCUGUACGAAUUCGACCCGAAAUAAGCUCUGGACCGUGCGGCUCCUCGUCAAGGAGCACUGGACAGUCAAGCUGGGUCUGCAUGGAUUCGGCAAGACCGAGUUCCAACUAACUAUUUUCGACGUUCUGGGUCUUGUGGCUGCGGCCGCGUUCGCAGCCGCUUAUCAAUACACCGGCGCUACAGUGCUUUCUAACAUUAUGGGUCUGGGCAUGUGCUAUGGAGCUUUUCAGCUCAUGUCUCCCACUUCGUUCACAAUCGGGACCAUGGUACUUGCCGGUCUGUUUGUCUAUGAUAUCGUCAUGGUCUUUUACACGCCAUACAUGAUCACUGUGGCCACCAAAGUCGAUGCCCCUAUCAAGCUCACUUUUGGCGACCCCAAACGGGGAAGCAUGCUCGGGCUGGGCGAUAUAGUGCUUCCGGGAAUCUUCAUGUGUCUAUGUCUCCGCUUUGACCUCUGGCGCCACUACCAGGGCAGGAUUACAAAUACGAAGCAAAAUCUCGCGUCCGAGCUUGCGAACACCGAAAACAAGACUAUGACAGGAGACGGAGCUAAGAUUGUGGUCGACGAGAUUGGAACCAUCCAGACCAAGGCCGAGUACAUUGACCCUCAAGGACGCUGGGGUGACAUGCUCUGGACGACUGGACUGAAGAAAGCAAAGUUGACGGUCGGCCUGGCCUCUGCGCAGUUCGCCAAGACGUACUUUAUGGCCGCGGUCUGGGGCUAUGCGUUCGGCAUGGCGCUGACCAUCAGCAUGCUACUGACGUUCAACCAUGGGCAGCCUGCGUUGCUGUACCUGGUGCCGUGCGUCACCGGCGCUGCGUGGCUGACGGGCUUCGUCAGGGGAGAGGUGGCUGACAUGUGGCGAUACACGGAGGACGGAUCGUUGGACGUCAAGGAUGUCGUCGUCACAGUCGAUUCAGAUGGUAAAGUCAUUGAGGAGGCUCAAGCGAAGGGAGAGGCUGCAGACAAAUCUGCCUCGGGCAAUGCUAGUGAUUCGGCGGCGGAAGAGGAAGCAGCCAAGGUGGACCAUGAGAGCAAAGACAAGCAUAGUUCGCAGGAUGAGGCCAAGGCUCGAAGUCAUGAGGGGCACGAUGUCUUCAUGUUCAUCCUGAGGGCCCCAGGCGCUGAGGAGAUGGACGAUAUUGAUGUUUGA
Molecule: messenger RNA, 1845 nt
Organism: Pyricularia oryzae 70-15
Lineage: Eukaryota; Fungi; Ascomycota; Sordariomycetes; Magnaporthales; Pyriculariaceae
Exons: 2
Coding region: 1-1845 (614 amino acids)
Biological process (GO): membrane protein proteolysis
Cellular component (GO): cytoplasmic side of endoplasmic reticulum membrane; lumenal side of endoplasmic reticulum membrane; membrane
Molecular function (GO): aspartic endopeptidase activity, intramembrane cleaving
Source: RefSeq, a predicted model, not a curated record